AGCCCGCCAGGGGCCCCUUCAGGGCCCGGAAGAGAGCCGCCGGCAGAGGGCCUCAGCACGCGGCCUGGCCAUGUCGAUUCACAGGAAGAGGCUCGCGCGGGAGCUGCCUCAGCUGCGCGCCAAGACGCUGGAGCGCGAUGGCUUGGCGUUUGAGGGCGACCCGGACCUCGAGCCUGGGCGCGGUGGGGCAGUCGAGUUCGUCCUGCUGCUGGCUGGGCCGAGAGAGUCUCCCUGCGAGGGCGGCGUGUUCAGGCUGGAGGUGGCAGUGCCCCCGCAGUACCCUCUGGAGCCGCCCAAGAUGAGGUUCCAGACGCGGCUCUUCCACCCCAACGUGGGGUGCGGCCACACGCCUGGAGCUAUCUGCCUCGACAUCCUGCGGAAGGAGGCGUGGAGCCCCUCGCUCACCCUCGAGCGGGUGCUGCUGUCCAUCGCCUCGCUGCUCGCCGACCCGAACCCGCUGUCGCCGAUGAACAGCGAGGCCGCGCGGCUGUACACGGACGACCGCCAGGCCUACGACAGGCGGGUCCGCGAGUGCGUGGCGCAGCACGCGCGCCCCGCCGGGGCCGGCGGCGGGGCGUGGCUCGGAGACCUCGCCCCACGGCGCGGCGAGGGGGCCGCAGCGGAGGAGUCGGGCGGGUGGGAAUGGGACCUACAUGGGGGUUGGAGAAG
Molecule: messenger RNA, 669 nt
Organism: Prorocentrum cordatum
Lineage: Eukaryota; Dinophyceae; Prorocentrales; Prorocentraceae
Source: the annotation of a GenBank genome assembly